Molecule: messenger RNA, 1958 nt
Organism: Acanthoscelides obtectus
Lineage: Eukaryota; Metazoa; Arthropoda; Insecta; Coleoptera; Chrysomelidae
Source: the annotation of a GenBank genome assembly
UGUCACUUUUAGGUUAGGUUACGGAUUUUUCAACACAUCCACAUUUUUGCACUUUUCAGGUGAACUGUUUGAUAACGAGCUUUAAAAGUUUGAUACAAUGCCGACAGUUGGAGUAAAGAGAGAUUUGUUGUUCAAAAAAUUAGGAAAAACCUACACUGAUGUUGGAUUUCAACACCUUUGCUUCGAAUUCGGUCUAGAAUUAGAUGAAGUGACAACAGAGAAGCAGAUCAUAGCAAAAGAGCAAGGUGGAGAUUCUAAACUAACGAGUCAAGCAUCUGAAGAAAUUUUAUAUAAAAUUGACAUACCAGCUAAUAGAUAUGAUCUUUUAUGCCUCGAAGGGCUUGUACAGGGUUUGCUCGUCUUCCAAGGCCAUAUGCCACCUCCUAUAUACAAAGCUGUUAAACCUGCAAACGGGGAUGUAGAAAAGCUUAUUAUAAAGCCAGAAACAGCUAAGAUACGACCCUACGCAGUAGCUGCAAUUUUGAGAAAUAUAACAUUUACUCAAGAUAGUUACAACAGUUUCAUUGAUCUACAGGAUAAAUUACAUCAAAAUAUCUGCAGGAAACGUAGCCUGGUUGCUAUAGGUACUCAUGAUUAUGACACAAUUCAAGGACCAUUUACUUAUGAUGCUAAGCCACCUAAAGAUAUCAAGUUUAUUCCUUUAAACCAAGAAAAAGAGUAUACUGCUAUAGAGCUUAUGGAUUUGUAUUCAACCCAUGCCCAAUUGAAACAGUAUUUACCUAUUAUUAAGGAUAGUGCUGUAUACCCAGUUAUUACAGACAAGAAUGGUGUAAUUCUGUCUCUUCCACCAAUAAUCAAUGGUAAUCAUUCAAAAAUUACACUUAAGACAAAGAAUGUGUUCAUUGAAUGCACCGCUACAGAUUUAACAAAGGCAAAAAUAGUAUUAGAUACAAUAGUCACUAUGUUCAGUGUGUACUGUGCUACGAAAUAUACAGUAGAAAAAUGUGAAGUCAUAAAUCCGAAUGGAACUAAAGCUAUAUAUCCCACAUUGAGGUAUAGGCAAGAAAAUAUUUCUGUCAAAAAGGUCAACAAAAAAAUUGGAAUUGAUGAAACCCCUGAAAAUAUUGUUAAACUGCUGUCAAAGAUGUGCCUCACAUCAGAAUUGAUACCUGGCAGUAAAAAUUCUGUCAAGGUGACAGUUCCUCCUACCAGACAGGAUGUCAUUCAUGCCUGUGAUAUCUAUGAAGAUGUUGCUAUUGCUUUUGGUUAUAACAACAUUAAGAGAACUCUUCCAAAGACUAGUACGAUAGGGGAGCAGCUACCUAUAAACAAGCUUACUGAUUUACUCAGGUAUCCCAUUGCGAUGGCGGGUUUUACUGAGGCUCUUACUUUCACCUUGUGUUCCAAAGACGAUAUUUCAACAAAAUUGGGCAUUGAGUUGAUAAGUAGUCUACCAGCUGUCCACAUAUCCAACCCAAAAACGCUAGAGUUUCAAGUAUGUCGCACUACUUUGUUGCCGGGCAUUUUGAAAACGAUUGCAAGCAACAAAAAAAUGCCCCUCCCAAUGAGAAUUUUCGAAAUAUCAGACGUCGUGCUCAAAGAUCCUGAUACUGAGGUGGGGGCGAGAAAUGAAAGAAGAAUAUGUGCAGUAAAUUGCAACAAAGCUGCCGGAUUUGAAAUAGUCCAUGGCUUGUUAGACAGGAUAAUGUUGCUUCUAGAAGUGCCUUGGGCCAAAAACAAGGAUUCUAACAUUAAUGGGUAUCAUUUGAAUGCCACAUCAGAUCCCACAUAUUUCCCUGGACGCUGUGCUGAUGUGAUGUGUUACGGAAAACCAAUAGGAAAGAUUGGAGUUGUGCAUCCAGACGUAUUAGCGCAGUUUGAGCUCACCAACCCUUGUUCAGCAUUAGAAAUCAAUUUAGAGCCAUUUCUAUGAAUGAUGCUUUUGAUUGCUUAAUUUAUUUUACUGAAUAAGAAAUUAAAGUUUGUUGUGAUCUUCA